Molecule: messenger RNA, 2113 nt
Organism: Bactrocera latifrons
Lineage: Eukaryota; Metazoa; Arthropoda; Insecta; Diptera; Tephritidae
Gene: MAPk-Ak2
Product: MAP kinase-activated protein kinase 2
Exons: 7
Coding region: 239-1342 (367 amino acids)
Biological process (GO): peptidyl-serine phosphorylation; protein autophosphorylation; intracellular signal transduction
Cellular component (GO): cytoplasm; nucleus
Molecular function (GO): mitogen-activated protein kinase binding; calcium-dependent protein serine/threonine kinase activity; calmodulin binding
Source: RefSeq, a predicted model, not a curated record
UUGGUGUGUGACAAGCCGUGCGAGUAUCUGCAUCUCGCCGAUACUGUGGAAAUUUUUUUGAAUAUACUAAACCAAGUCAAAGCGCACAUCUCGGUAAUUGUUUUUCUUCUGGUUUCAGCCAUUUUGUACCUUUACAAAAUUCAACCAAUAUUGUAUAUAGUGAAAUAAAGAAAAGUGAAACGUGUAAAGCAUUUACAAAAACAAGUUCGCCACAAUUUUGCAGUGACUCAAAGAAGACAUGUUCAAAAUUAAUACGAAAGCGGAUACUAACGCCGCACAGAGGCAAGCGAAGACUACACCGCUCGUCGACGACUACGAGAUCUCGAACAAAGUGCUGGGCCUAGGGAUCAACGGCAAGGUGGUGCAGUGCGCCAAUCGCAAAACCAAACAAAAGUAUGCACUCAAAGUGCUGCUGGACAAUCCGAAGGCUAGGCGCGAAGUGGACUUGCAUUGGCGUGCGAGCGGUUGUCGGCAUAUUGUCAACAUAAUCGACGUAUACGAGAACACAUAUGGCGGCAACAAAUGUCUGCUCGUCGUGAUGGAGUGCAUGGAGGGUGGUGAACUGUUUCAGCGCAUACAAGACAACGCCGAUGGCAAUUUUUCGGAGCGUGAGGCCGCACAGAUCAUGCAUGAAAUCUGCAUUGCCGUACAUUACCUACACAGUCGAGAUAUUGCGCAUCGUGACUUAAAGCCAGAGAAUCUGCUGUAUACCAGCAAUGAUAAGGAUGCCAUAUUGAAAUUGACAGAUUUCGGUUUCGCAAAGGAGACGUUUGUAAAGGACACAUUACAAACUCCCUGCUAUACGCCAUAUUAUGUUGCUCCCGAGGUGCUUGGCCCCGAGAAAUACGACAAAAGCUGUGACAUCUGGUCGCUGGGUGUCAUCAUGUAUAUACUGCUAUGCGGUUUUCCACCAUUCUACAGCAACAACGGUCUGGCCAUUUCACCCGGCAUGAAGAAGCGCAUACGCACCGGUCAAUAUGACUUUCCCAAUCCCGAAUGGGCCAACGUUAGUCAAGCAGCCAAGGACUUAAUCAAGGGUAUGCUCAAUGUUGACCCCACCAAACGUUUGACAAUCGAGCAAGUGAUCAGAAAUAAAUGGAUCGCACAAUAUACACAAGUGCCACAGACACCGCUCUGCACGGGGCGCAUGCUCAAGGAGGGUGAGGAAACAUGGCCGGAGGUGCAAGAGGAAAUGACGCGUUCAUUGGCUACAAUGCGCGUCGACUACGAUCAGGUGAGCGAAAAAAUGCAUGUGAAAGCGCUGGACAAAUCCAACAAUGCAUUGCUGACGAAACGGCGAAAAAAGUUAGAGGAAGAAUUGGCGGCACAGAAGAAAAAGUAAAUAGUUUUCAGCGCGUUAAAAACAUUAAAAGUGAGUUGUCGCAGAUUUAUCAAUAAUCAAACAUACAUACGUAUAUACAUAUAUGUUGAAUUAAGAUGUGAAAGGAAAGUAUAAUUGUAAGUGCAAGGAUUGAUGCAGCAAAGCAAAUUACAUGCUUAUAUAUGUACAUACAUACACACUUAGUGGAGCAGGCGAAAGCAUAAAUACGUAGAUGGUAAAUGGACUCGAGGCGUGUGCGGAGCUCGUUUGUAUCUACAAGCGAUACACAGCAGCUCUCGAAGAUUUCGGUUAAUUUUUGUUUUUUAAAUUGAUAAAUGCAGCAAUUUUGCUGUUGUUUUUGUGUUAUUUUUACAUGAAUACAAUAACUAGUAUUUACCAAUAAGUGCAUAAAUAAACAUGUAUGUAUGUAUAUAGCAUACAUACAUACAUAUAUGUAAAACACGUAAGUGCUCUUUUUCCUUUACUGUGUAAAAGCUUAGUUUUGUAGAUUAGAAUAUGCGCGUUGAUUGCUUAUAGCAAACGCUAAUUAAUUGAUUACUUCACUUAAAUAUACAUACAUAUAUAAAUACUUGAAUACAUACAAACAUAUGUAGGUAUUGACGUAUACAUUUGUAGUUUAUUAAAAUACGCUAAAUGUAAAACGGUUGCGUGAGGUAAAAGUGAUUUUUGUGACAAAAAAUACAUUUAUACAUACAUAUAAUAUUUGUGUAUGUAAUUAAAAACAAAAUAAAAACAUAUUGAUAAAUCAGUUAUCAAGCAUUUUGUCAGAAG